CAUGGAACACGGAACUAAAGAGAGUAGGCCUACAUCCUGUACGUUUUGCAACAAGUAAACUAUACAUGCACUUGUACUCCUGAUCACUGACUGGAACGAAUGCACAAAGCAGGUUUUGCCAAGUACACAGCUAGACUGCAAUGUAUGACAUUUUCGCUAAAACGAAGUGGUGUAGGCCUUCCGUAUGAAGUGAACCAUGUUCUUCUUUUCUAACUCUUACUGAUUGGUAGCGGUUGUGGCCUGUAUCUUGAAUCCCGUGCAUAUAGAACCUCUCUUUAUAAAGAAAGAGAUCUUAAAUUUGCAUCGGGGAUAAAAUAAUGAGAUGAGAACACGAGAGCACCCUUGAUGAAACAUCCACUCUCAGUAUAAGAACCUGAAUGAAUGAAUAAGAUGGCUGGAUGAACAAGAUGCUACUGUCUUGUGGAGGUAGAGUUUAUAUUUCAUAUUUUCGGAAAUAAUUUGACAAAUUAUUUCGUUACUUAAACUAAGAGCUGAAGCAACUCGUGAAAAUCACCAUUUCUAAUUAUCCUCCUUUAAACUCGUUACAAAGGAGGAUAUAAUAUUUGCCAUGGCAGGCAUUCUAAUGUACUCAAAUAAAAAAGGCCAAAGUGUACAAUAAUAUGCCAAACACGGAUUUGAACUAGCGAGGGCUCUUUAGGCUCUGUUAUUCAUUGUCACCCACUCAAAACCUAUGUAUACCGUGGUUUUACACCAUGGAAUGCGGAACUAAAGAAAAUAUAUCCUGUACGUUUUGCAAUAGCCUAAACCUUAUACACUAUGAACUUAAAAUGAAAACAACAUCUUCCGAACAUUGCACUGUGACUGUACUUCUGAUCACUGACUGGAAAGAACGCACAAAGCUGGUUUUGCAAAGUACACAGACUGCAUUGGAUGAUAUUUUCGCUAAAACGAAGUGGUGUAGGCCUACCGUAUGAAGGAAAUCAUGUUCUUCUUUUCUAACUCUUACUGAUUGGUAGCGGUUGUGGCCUGUAUCUUGAAUCCCGUGCAUAUAGAACCACCCUUUAAAGGCAUUUGGAUCCAAAACAAUGCUUCAUACAUCGUAUGGAGCUGCACUAAUUUGGACGGCGUUGGUUUAUCAACUAAUGACGUCAUCAAAUGCGCAGGCUACCGGUCCCGGAUAUUUGGGGUGCUUUGAAGAUGGUAGGUUAUUGAAUGGUGGUCGGAAUUUGAGAGGGGAUUCAACAACCUCCGACAGCUUGUCCGUGGAGUGGUGUUUCAAUUACUGUGGCAGUAGAUCAAAUAAAUAUGCUGGUGUCGAAUAUACGCGUGAAUGUUACUGCGGAAACAACGAGGAUUAUGGAAGACGUGGGACAGCAGCAGAUUCAGAGUGCCGGAAUAUUUGUCCAGGCAACUCCAACCAAUACUGCGGUGAUACUUGGCGAAUAGCGAUCUACCAAAUUUCCCAAGGAGUUUGCAAUAAUGUAAUUGGCCCACCAGCCCACGGGAGCCAUGAAGUCACAAAUCCUACCCACGUCUCUUAUAGUUUAGCAAACUACAAGUUCUUUGGUACCUGUGUACGCUUCGAGUGUGACCCUGGACACGUUAUUCAAGGUGAAGAUUCUAUCGAAUGCACACGGAGUGGUAACACUGCAGAAUGGAGCAACUCUGUACCAACAUGUACAGCAGUUGUACCACCGACAACUUUUUCAUACACAGCAUCGCCCCCGACAACGACCCAGACUAAUAACACACCCAUGGCAAUGACAACUGUUUCACACACAGUUACAAGUGUAGUGCCCACGACUACGAACCAGACUAACAACAUGGUAGUGACCGCCUCGUCGGGAGGGCCAUCGAGUAACCCUGGUGACACCACUGAUGGGCGAGAGAUACCCAAUAACCCACAAGCAUCCAAAACAGGGACUAUUAUAGGAACAAGUGUUGGAGUGAUCUCAGCUUUGGUUAUUCUUCCGGUAGUUGUCAUAAUUCUUUUCCGAAGGAGAGACAACAAGAGAAACGCAAGCUCUGACGUGGCAAUGGCUGAAGUUACAUCCACCAUCAACCAGACCCAAAGAGACUCUGACGUCGUCAGCACAGAACCAAACCAAGCCUCAACUAUACCAGUAUACAGUCAAGUUAUCAAGAACCGGACUAAAAACGAAAACGUGUACGCGAAUCCCGAUGACGUCACUAAUUUAGCAGCGGAGUCGGCGUAUGAAGUUAACUUAGAUAUCCAGCCUUCUUCAAAUGAAGACGAAAAUGAAACCGGAUUGGUUGACAAUAUCCUGUAUGAUAGUUCAGCAUUGAAAGACGAGUCAGAGAUGAGGAACAAUGAUCUAAACGACGAGCAUGUUGGGGCCUUAACAACCAUGGAAGAACAGCCAGGAUGGGUUGAAAAUAUUAUUUACGAAUAAUAUGCAAUACUUAUAUAGCUAUGUAUAUCAAAAUAUUAUGGGCAUUGGAUUUAAAUCCUGCGGUAAAUUUCACUAAAAGCUGGGAUUGAUCUAUAGACGAGUCGGCAAAUGAGUUUACCAUAAUUCCAAAACAAGAACAACAAAAACAUUGACACUUACAUCGACAACGACAACAACAGCGACAAUGCAAUCGACAACGACAUCGACAAUGAAAACGACAGCAACCACAACAUCGACAGCAACAACAUCGGCAGUAACAACAUCGACAGCGACAACAUCGACUGCGACAACGACAUCGACAGCAACAACAUCGACAGCAACAACAUCGACAGCAACAACAUCAACAGCGACAACAACAGCGACAGAGACACCGACAACGACAUUGACAACGACGACAUCGACACCAACAAUGAACAAUAAGGACAGUGAAUGCUUUAGAGUACAAGGCAAUGGCGUGCCUGUUAUUACACUAGUGUGGGUCUGUUAGGUUUUGUUCGUUCGACCUAACAAAGUAAGAGAGAAAUAAUUAUGUUUGAACAAAAUCAUAUUUGUUUACCCUUGAGUCUAUGCGGGCUUCAGUUUGAAUCAAUAUUGUUGUUGUAACAAUUGUAUCUGCAAGCUUACCUCAAUUCUUCUGUCGGAUGCGUUCAGAGAGUUCAACAUCUGUAAUCAUCAUAUCCUUUGUAAAUAAAGUCAAUUAGAGUGAAACCGAGAGUGAAACAUGUAACCAUAAAAUAUUGUAUUUAAUUACUGAAAGGUUUGACAAUCACACACACACUUUUCAAGCACUGAGUAUACAGUGCUUAGUCGGUGUUAAGGUUGAAAUAGAUUAUAACACUUCAUGCGUUUGUACUUCAAUUUGGCAAACUUCGAUUUGGAAAUACAAAAUUAGUGUUUGGGUACAUUUAAUUGUCAGUCACCUU
This is a messenger RNA of Asterias rubens (European starfish), 3298 nucleotides long. RefSeq lists its product as uncharacterized. Gene Ontology annotation, cellular component: plasma membrane. Lineage: Eukaryota; Metazoa; Echinodermata; Asteroidea; Forcipulatida; Asteriidae. The transcript is spliced from 8 exons. The coding region runs from base 1047 to 2375 and encodes 442 amino acids. The record is from RefSeq and is a predicted model, not a curated record.